CGUUGGCCAAGCGAAGCGACGGGAGAUGUGCGGGUUUAGCACUCUGUUGAAUUAAAUACGUCAUCUCUCAAUCUAAAACAAUAUUCUGAUUUCAUUCGUGAUUAAAAAACAAUACUAAAACAGCAUUAUGCCGGCGGCAAGGGGCGUUAAACGGACAGCGUCCAAAUCAUCGGCCGCAACAACGUCCACGGCGGCACCUAAAAACAAGAAAAAACGCGGAGCAACUCAGUUGGAAGUACCGACUGCACCUAAAAAGAGGGGUCGUGUGUUUGCUUGUGGACAAGGAGAUGUCGGACAACUUGGUCUAGGGGAAGAUGUUGUUGAGACUUCCAAGUUCAAACAAGUCACCGCUUUGGGUGACAAAAUUGUUGAUUGCUACGCGGGUGGUAUGCACACCAUUGCACUGGACAGUGAUGGCAAGGUAUGGACAUUUGGGUGCAACGAUGAAGGUGCCUUGGGCAGGCCUACGUCCGGAGAGAAGGACGAGGGUACUCCCCGUACCGUAGCCCUACCGUCUAAAGCGGUCGCCAUAUCGGCCGGGGACUCCCAUUCGGCAGCCCUACUGGACAACGGGGAAGUGUACGCUUGGGGAUCUUUCAGGGAUUCCCACGGCAGCAUGGGUCUCGUAGUUCGCGGUAGGGAAGGGAAAGCUUGCCGCGAGCCGGUGCGAGUGACAUUGCCCGAAAACGCUACGGAAAUCGCAUCGGGCGGGGAUCACCUCGUCGUAUUAUCUACAUCGGGUGCAAUAUACACGAUGGGUUGCGGUGAACAAGGACAGUUGGGACGGUUGUCCCAGAGAUCGGCUUCCAGGGACGCGAGACAGGGAUUCAGUGCCCUUCUGACCCCUGGCAAGGUGACAUUAAAAGGUGGUGCUUCCCGAAUAUGGGCCGGAUACCACGCAACAUUCGCAAUGCAUACCAAUGAGAAAAUGUACGCUUGGGGGCUCAACAACUACGGACAACUCGGUAUAACAGGCGAGAACCGCAAAACAGCAUUAUUCACCCCGAUGGAAUGCUCGGCUUUCUCCUCAAACACAACUUGGACUCGGGUGGCUUGCGGACAACACCAUUCCCUCGCUUUAGACUCACAAGGACAAGUGUACGCUAUAGGUCGCUGCGAAUAUGGCAGGUUAGGCUUAGGCGAUCGCGCGGGCGACGCAGAGAUCCUGGAGCCGAUCCCUAAACUGCAGAACCAACGCUGCGUCAGCAUCGCCGCGGGGACCAGCAAUUCCUUCGCUGUCACUUCCACCGGGGAGGUGCUAUCGUGGGGCAUGGGCAGCGAGGGCCAGCUGGGCACCGGGACCAGUGCGGACGCCCCCUCCCCCACCACCGCGCCCGCCCCACCCGCGCGACACGUGUCCGCCGGGGGACAACAUGCGCUUGUAUUGACCGAUGACCCAGCAUUACAGAAGGAAGACUCGCCAGCACCAGAACAGGAGACGGCCGAUGAAAAAGCUGACGAAGAGAAAGAAGAAGAGGAACCACAGGUGCCUGAAAAAAAGAAGCCCCGAGGCACCAAGAGGCAGAAGAAACAAGAGCAAGAGGACGAAGUGUCUUCUACCUCAAGCGCUGCUCCACACUCCACUGACGAAGCUAAACCACAGAAGGUGAAUGGUGACGAGAAAAAAGAAUCGGCCAUGGAAGUAGAUGAAACUGACAAAGCGCCAGAAACAGAAAAGAAAGAAGAGACACCCACAGAAGAACAAAAGGAUAUCACAGAACCGGAGAAAGUCGAAAUGGAGACCGAAUCCAAAGAGGAAUCCAAACCGGAGACAACAGACACUUCGAGCCAAGAGACCACGGACAGCGACACCAAGUCCCAAGAGACCGAGAAGAGCGAAGACAAAUCCAACGAUGUGGAAAUGGCAGAGGAAAAGCCUGAAGUGAACGGUGAACCUGAGACGGUGGAGACGAAGACCGUUGAAGGCAUUCUACCGACCACUACGCCUUUGACGACCACAGCGUGAUGGUGAGUUUCUUUAAUGUAAGUAAAAGUAAAAUCUGAA
Messenger RNA from Chilo suppressalis (striped riceborer), 2005 nucleotides. The record is from the annotation of a GenBank genome assembly. NCBI's taxonomy places the organism in Eukaryota, Metazoa, Arthropoda, Insecta, Lepidoptera, Crambidae.